CUAACACGCAUCUGCCCCACCCCCAAGGUUUCUGAGAAGCUAUUGUGAACCUGUCAAUUUUCUAGUUACAGUAUAUCUGUAUGCAAUCGUCUCUGAUACUCUAAAAGAAGGGACAUGAGAAGUGUGAUUUGUCUACGUGUGCCUGACAAGGAGAGAGGCUUUCUACAGCGACGGUAAACAGCCAGGAACUUGACUUCUCUCCCCAAAGACCUUCCUUCUCCCUGCUCCUCCCUUAAGUCCAUCACUGAAACCCUUCAAACUCUCAAAAGCGCCGCCCACAAUGAUGCAGUUUUCUCCUUAAUCUUAUCCGGCUCCGAGGUAAUUUGCAAGGCUAAUGAGGGUCAGCCCCAAGUAUCAGGACAGUCCUUUCUGAGAUCCUACACACGACCGAGCGCUAUAAAAGGGCACACCCAGCGCUGGAUGCAUCUUCUUUCUCCCAGACUGGCUGCACGUCUCGGCCCGGUCAGAGGUUGAAGCCAUGGACCCCCAUCUGCCCACGCUGGAAGGGCCGUCUUGCAGGUGGGCACGUCCGGAGCCCCUCAUGCCCCCGGGCCUGAACCGAGAACAGGCCUGGGCCUGGGCGCUGGAUAACUUCCCGGCGCUGAGCCGCCCCUCCUGCCAACGCCCCCAGUUGUGCGGGGACUGGAACCCCUGUGCGUGCAGGAGGCUGCGCCACGCUGGCUCUUGGCACGGAGAUGGUCUCCGGCUUGAGAGGGGCCAGAAACGCUGCCGAGACCCUCACGUCCCGGCUGAGACCGCGAUGGAGCUACAGUCACCUCCACGAGAGGCACAUGUGACAGACCGUGUUGCCGGAUGGACCCUGAACCGGCCAGGAGAUGCCAGCGCCAGCGGAGGUGUACAGACCCACGGCCAGACCGCCUCCAGGAGCCCAGGCCGUCCCCGGAAGCUGCUGAAAACCGUGGCUCAAGGCAAGGUGGAAGCCGGAGAGGGAAAGAAUUCCAGCAUCGUCGCCGGGGCCCACAGCGCCCCUUCAACCGAUGCGCUGGAAGGAGCCCGACACCCUAUGGGGCCCUCAUUCUGUCUGUGUGGACUUCUCCUCGCUGGACUGGCCGGACCGAGAUGAACCUUGAGGUCUCUGGUGGAGAACCUUCCUUAUUUACUUUACCUGUCCUCAAUUACCUACAGGUUUUUACAUUAGAAAACAUUCUUCAUGGAAUCAGUAUCUUGAAAAACUUCUUCUAGGACCACCGAGAAUCGACACAAAUUCUAAUCUUACUCGAGUUCCACACGACAAUUAAAGCCUUUUCUUCUUAUUCUCA
Prionailurus viverrinus (fishing cat) is the source of this 1280-nucleotide messenger RNA. RefSeq lists its product as uncharacterized. The record is from RefSeq and is a predicted model, not a curated record. Bases 479 to 1084 code for a protein of 201 amino acids. NCBI's taxonomy places the organism in Eukaryota, Metazoa, Chordata, Mammalia, Carnivora, Felidae. The transcript has 2 exons.